UGAACCUCCUGCUGCCGAUGGAGAAGAAGCGCCUGAAUAUCUUCAUUCCUUCUCAUGUCAGGCGGCCAGUCAACUUGACAAUCAGUAGAAUACACCGAAGGACCAAGCAAACAUCUCCUACAGUUAUUUUAUCUACUUUGCUGCAAAACAACCGCCAUAUCUAGCCGUAUCAUGCAUCCAAUAGAAGUGUCAAUCCCGUCUUUUCGGUCGGAGGGCAGUAGCGUGGAGAAGGGCUACACGGUUUUUAAGAUCGAGGUGCUCAUGUGUGGCAGACAGCAUACUGUUGAGAAACGAUACAGUGAAUUUCACGCGCUUCAUAAGAUGUCCAGCCGCAACCCAUCUCUGGGAAACACCCAUACACACUCACUCACUCAUACACUACGGACAAUUCAGCCUUCCCAGUUCACCUGUACCACAUGUCUUUGGACUGUGGGGAAACCGGAGCACCCGGAGGAAACCCAUACGAAUGCAGGGAGAACAUGCAAACUCUACACAGAAACGCCAAUUGACCCAGCUGAGGCUCGAACCAGCAACCUUCAUGCUGUGAGGCGACAGCACUACCUACUGCGCCACUGCGUUGCCCCAAAAAUGAAACAAAACAUUGUUUUUGCAUUCAUGAUCACAAGAUGUUCUUUGUUGAUAUUAUAAAAAAACUCUUUUUUUAAUGCCAAGGUCAUGAGAAAUAUGCUAACAAUAAGGCUGAAUUAGUUCCUGUUAAUGAAUUUACAAACAUGAACAAACAAUGAACAGGAUUAGUUUUUGCUCUAAAGUGCAUAUGCAUUUUGUAUGUUUAUGGAUAGUGUAACUAACUGGACAAUCUUCCCAGAAAACAUCUCAGAGAAUUUAAAUUUAAAGCAUGUACGAUAAAAAAUAACAGGGGUCCUAAGACUGACCCUUGGGGAAUAUUGCAAUUGAGCCAAAGUAGAGAAAAAGUCGGCCAAAUUCACAAAGAAAGUCCUUUACUUUGGGCUGGAAAACAUCUGUAUGCAGAGGCGCAGCAACCUCACUUUUAGAGACAGGCCAUUUAGAAACAGGUGAUUAAGAAUGUAAACUUCUGGAUUUCUUACAGCUGUCCCCCCAUUUUUAAAAUGUCCACUACGCCCCUGGCUGUAUGUAUACAUACAUUAAUAUAUGUAGAGUGGGUACAUAAAGUAUUCAGACCCCCUUAAUUUUUUUCACUCUUUGUUGUAUUGCAAUCAUUUGGUAAAAUCAUUUAAGUUCAUUUUUUCUACAUUAAUGUCCACACUGCACCUCAUAUCUACAGAAAAACACAGAAUUGUUGACAUUUUUUGAUUGAUUAAAAAUGAAAAACUGAAAUAUCAGAUGGUCCUAAGCAUUCAGAUUCUUUGCUCAAUUUUUAGUAGAAGCACCAGUUUGAUGUAAUACAGCCGUGAGUCUUUUUGGAAAAGAUCCAUCAAGUUUUUCACACCUGGAUUUGGGGAUCCUCUGCAAUUCCUCAAUAUGUUUUUUUUUGUGUAUAUUUAAGUCUGAUAGAGAACUAAAUUCAAGAGGAAUAAUGUUAAACCAUAUUUAGUGAAAUUAUUAUGUUCUUUAAAAAUAAAAGCUAAAGUCAGACCAGUAUUUAUUUGUCCCAAUCAAAAAUAAAUGGAAAACUGUUUCUUGUAAAAGACCACAUGUCGAUGCCAAUAGCCUAUUGAUUAAGUGCACCGACAUAUACUGUAGCACCAUGGUGCUCACGGCGACCCGAGUUCGAUUCCCGGCUUGAGAUCCUUUGCUGACCCUUCCCCCCUCGCUGCUCCCAACUAUUUCCUGUCCAUUAUCUGCACUAUUCCAUUCAUUACAAGGUUAAAACCCCCUAAAAAUUACAUGAAAAGGACCAAAGAAUAAUCAAUGCCAUUUUAUUAACAGUGUACAAAACAAUACA
Messenger RNA from Danio aesculapii, 1885 nucleotides. It is a transcript of the gene snx24, whose product is annotated as sorting nexin 24. Gene Ontology annotation, molecular function: phosphatidylinositol phosphate binding. The coding region runs from base 172 to 648 and encodes 158 amino acids. The transcript is spliced from 3 exons. The record is from RefSeq and is a predicted model, not a curated record. Lineage: Eukaryota; Metazoa; Chordata; Actinopteri; Cypriniformes; Danionidae.